Hibiscus syriacus is the source of this 1513-nucleotide messenger RNA. RefSeq names its product nudix hydrolase 19, chloroplastic-like. Gene Ontology annotation, cellular component: cytosol. Lineage: Eukaryota; Viridiplantae; Streptophyta; Magnoliopsida; Malvales; Malvaceae. The record is from RefSeq and is a predicted model, not a curated record. Gene Ontology annotation, biological process: NAD+ catabolic process; NADP+ catabolic process. The transcript has 7 exons. The coding region runs from base 37 to 1362 and encodes 441 amino acids. Gene Ontology annotation, molecular function: NADH pyrophosphatase activity; metal ion binding.
UAAAGUAUCAACCACUCAAAUGGUCUAAAGGCAACCAUGCCCUCUCUGUCUCUCCUUUUUUCUUCCUCUCAUUUGUUCAUCCUUUCUAAAACUCUAGCAAAAAGGACCAUCUUUUCUUCUCUAUCCGUCAUGUCAAUCAACCUCAAUGCCCAUGCAUUUGCUGGUAACCCUAUAAGAUCCAAAACCCCCAAACCCCACGACCCACUUUCCCAUUCUUCAGUUUUUCAGUCCCUCAAAACCCAUCUCCUCCAAAACCCAGAAAACAGCUCUCCUCCUCCAAGUUCCCCUCUUUUCAAGGUCCUUCCCUUUAGAAAGGGCAGUCCUUUGGCUUCUUCGUCUAUUACAGGGGACGAUGAUGUGCCUUGCUGGCAUCUGGGUUGGAUCAGUUUGCCUGAUUGCAAAGCUUUUCUGGUGAAAUGUGGGGUCGAUUUGACUGAGGAUUCUUUGGUUUAUUUGGGAACAAACGCUGAGGAGGAUGUUGUUUUCUGGGCUGUUGAUGUUUCUGAGGAAGACGGUUUGGUUCCUGAAUUAGGUGCCAAACAGCUUUGCUUUGUGGAGCUUAGGACACUGAUGGUGGCUACUGAUUGGGCAGAUUCUUCAGCUAUGGGCGAAUUGGCCAUUGCUGGUCAUGCUCGAGCAUUGCUCGAGUGGCAUAGCCUAUCACGAUUUUGUGGACAUUGUGGAGAGAAAACAGUCCCCAAGGAAGCUGGGAGAAGGAAACAAUGCUCCAGUGAGUUAUGCAAAAAGAGGAUUUACCCUCGUGUCGAUCCGGUUGUCAUCAUGUUGGUCAUCGAUAGAGAAAAUGAUCGUGCUCUUUUCAGUAGACAGUCCCGAUUCGUACCUCGAAUGUGGAGUUGUUUAGCUGGAUUUAUAGAGCCAGGGGAAAGCUUAGAGGAAGCAGUGAGGAGAGAGACGUAUGAAGAGACUGGCAUUGAAGUCGGAGAAGUUGUCUAUCAUAGUUCUCAGCCAUGGCCAGUUGGUCCGAGUAGCAUACCGUGCCAAUUGAUGGUGGGGUUCUUUGCGUACGCCAAAUCUCUUGAAAUAACCGUGGAUAAGGAAGAACUAGAAGAUGCGCAGUGGCACAAUAGAGAAGAUGUGAGGAAAUCAUUGGCUGUUGCAGAAUACAAGAAGGCACAAAGAACGACUGCGGCAAAAGUAGUUCAGAUGUGCAAAGGAGUUGAGAAGGGGCAGAGUUUGUCCGCAGAUUUUAACGUCGAGAGCGGGGAGCUGGCUCCCAUGUUCUUCCCUGGGCCAUUUGCAAUCGCGCAUCACCUCAUCUCCACCUGGGCUUAUCAAGAUGUACCGACUGAUGGUGUUGAAGCUGAUUUGAAACAGCUCAGCAGUUCCAUUCCAAAUCUAUAGAAUAUCUUCUACUAUAAAUAUAUCAAUAAUAAUUCAAGAAUAUGAAUGGAAGCAAUUCCCCUUUUUUACUUUUAGGGUAUUGCUGUAUAAAGCUUGCCUUGUGUUUGGUGUAAUCAACAUUUGGAUUCAAUGCUCAACUAAAGAUUCAUUU